AUGGCUCCACCAGGAAUGGCAUCGGAUUAUGUACGUCCUCCUUCAGCUUUUAUUGGUCCCAAUGUUGUCAUGCCUCCUCCACCUUCACCGAAGCAGAAGGAAAUCAUCAGUUGGAACACACUUAGUUUGAUGUGUCUGUGCUCCUUGGCAAUUUUCGGUAUUGGUGUCGGUCGUAUGCUGGAAGGCGCAAAAUGGGCGAUUGGAGUCGAGUUGGCCUACGCUCUUCUGGUGAUGGUCGCUGGACUGUCGGGAAUUUAUGCAGUGACGAAACGAAGGCUAUGCGCUGGCUACUCUCUUAUUCUUGUCUGGACGCCAUUCAGCCUUUUCCCAACAAUACCAUGGGCAUUCACAGAAACUGCUCCAGCGACAUGGAUAAACAAACGAGAACCAUUGGAGUUGGAUUUCGGACUCAGCCUUGUCAUUCUCAUUCAGGUACUUUUGUCACUGGUUAUCUGCAUAAGCGGUUGCCGAUCAGCUGGGGUCCUGUGUGGAAUGGUAGAAGAAGUGAAACUGCAUCGUGAUCUUCAUUCGGCCUUCCAUGAAAUGGAUCUACCUCAGAAGGCAUAG
Molecule: messenger RNA, 567 nt
Organism: Ostertagia ostertagi
Lineage: Eukaryota; Metazoa; Nematoda; Chromadorea; Rhabditida; Trichostrongylidae
Source: the annotation of a GenBank genome assembly